AAAGAUGUCGUUGAGGUUUUAUUCUUUCCAUUUAUGCGCGAUCCUUGUCAAUCGAUCAUUCUAUGGAAGAUUUCACGAUCGUUAUACUCGCUUCUAUCCCGCUUAAAAAUGUAACGGAUAAAAAUCGAUCGAAUGCGCAUAAAAAUCUACCGGUAUUAAUAGAAACAGGAAAAGGAACGUUUGCAGUAGCUUGUGUCGUUUUGAACAUAAUCGAGCUAAAGGUGCACGUGACGUUCAUGGUCAAGGCUGAGAGAGGCCGAAUUUCUCUUUCGGGUAAAUCCAUUGUCAGUGACCGUUACCAAACCAAACAAAAGGAGAUGUUAACUGCGUUUUUGAAACAUCUGCUCAUCCAUAGCUUUGAAAAAGAAAUUCCCUAUUUCUUUUCGAAGAAGAAGGAAGAAAAUACUUGCGACACUCGUGAUCUAUGUGCGAACGAGGCCAGUUGAGGUUGAAGCACGCGCGCGCACGGCCCGAGUACGUCAUACUGUGUUCUAAACGCGUCGGUGAAAUCUAUUCUCACGCGCGUACCAACGACUCCCGGAUAGAUGAGAAAAGGAACUCAGCGACAUUGAAGCCGCGAGUUAAUCCAACUGUGUUGUACCGUUACGCCUGUGUCGA
Molecule: messenger RNA, 618 nt
Organism: Bombus pyrosoma
Lineage: Eukaryota; Metazoa; Arthropoda; Insecta; Hymenoptera; Apidae
Exons: 2
Coding region: 63-446 (127 amino acids)
Source: RefSeq, a predicted model, not a curated record